Molecule: messenger RNA, 4316 nt
Organism: Dinoponera quadriceps
Lineage: Eukaryota; Metazoa; Arthropoda; Insecta; Hymenoptera; Formicidae
Exons: 12
Coding region: 1320-2504 (394 amino acids)
Cellular component (GO): nucleus
Molecular function (GO): RNA binding
Source: RefSeq, a predicted model, not a curated record
CCGCCGCGUACUGUCAGUUCGCGUCCGUCUGCUGUCGCUGCGUCCUCGUCCCAGCUUCGUCCGCAGUGCCGGGAUCGCGCGAUCGAACCAUCAGGACGACGAGCAACGUCACCGUCGGUGUCCCGAGUCGCUCGCGUCGAGAUCUAUAGAUCCGCCGGGACGUUCUCGUGACCCAGGUGGUCUCGAGGUAGAUUUGAUUCGGCCGGGACUCUCUCGCUCUUCCCCUCCGGGAUCUCGGAGAAUUCGCGGGACGAAGUCGCGGGGAAAGAAACUCGCGAGAAAGAGCGAGAGACGGCGAGCUGGUGCACGCACGAAAAGCAUGAGGCAGCUCCGGUAAAUCCCGCUGACCUUAGACCUCGGACUCGCCGACGAGUCAACCGGGGAACACGCUCGAGGAGCGACGUUUUUUCUUCCACGCAGGAUCACUGAACAUUUCCUCGGGGAGUUUGAAAGACCCUUCGUCCUUCGUAUCUUCAACUCACGCGCGCGCGGAGAAGCAGAUCGGAAGUGCGAUCUCCGGUGCGAUUUGUAAACAGAACUCGCGAGGUCCUGUCGAACGGAAGGGACCGUCGCAGCCGCUCCACGUCGCGCGGAUUUUUCGCCACGUGGCGGUGGAGUUUCCGGACUUUCUCCGAAUUUCCGCGUGCCGUCGUGAGUUUAUGGCUUCUAAAAGGGUAACCAUCCCAGCUUCGUCCCGCGCUGUACCCGUAGAGUUCGGAAGAAGACCGUCCGAGUUGCAGUGUGAGGUUGAUGAAGAGUGACGGACCGAAUUGGUGUUUCGCGCGAAUCCUCGUCGAUUUGUCGUGCAGAACUCUCUCUCCGCGGAGUCCUCGCUUCGUUGGAUCCUCCCGAUCCUCUCGACGAGUGCUCCCUUAGAAUCCCGUUCGGAUCCCCCGUCGAAGUAGGGAGCAACCUUCGCUCCGGGACCUUUAAGAUGAAGAGGCGUGACAUUUAAAAGGGGCUUCUGGUUAUCCCGCUCUCCUGCGCUGCCAACCGCACCGACGAGCGCCGUCUGAAUAGUCCCGAGUACAAUAAGGACGGCAUAGGAGUGGAAUUAUCAGGAAGCAAUAAGACCUUGAAGUUGAUCGAUCUGCGGGCCGAUAGUUUUGAAGAAUCGGCGAAUUGAAUCCAGACGCUGCUCCCCUAUCUCUGCCUCUCUUUCGCUUUCUCUCUCUCUCUCUCUCUCCCUCUUUUUCGGAGAGAAGAGUAGAUGGAUCUAUUUUGAUAUCUGACAGAAUCGUCCUCUCUGCUCCAGCGAUUUCGGAUCGAGGUUUGCGGCCGAUCGAUCGAUCUCGGUGGCGAGUGCGUGUGGAUCGUGCAUGUCCGAAGUCGGCGAUUCGCAGAUAACGGCGAUGAAGAUGAGCAAAGUGGGUAAUCAGACCAAUUCGCAGGACCCACAGGCGGUGAACUCACGCGUCUUCGUCGGGAACCUGAACACGUUUCAGUGCAGCAAGACCGAUGUCGAGCGAAUGUUCCAGCGUUAUGGCCGCCUUGCUGGUAUUUCCAUGCACAAGGGUUACGCGUUCGUGCAGUUCACCAAUCCCUUCGACGCGCGCAGUGCGUGCCUCGGCGAAGACGGCCGCACCGUACUCAGCCAGAUUCUCGAUGUGAACAUGGUGGCCGAGCCAAAGCCUCACCAGACUGGACGUAAGCGGCAAAAUGUCACCAAGACCGGCAACGACUGGGACUACUACUAUGACAGUUACUACGCGUCGACCGCAUUUCCACCACGCUUGGCGCCGCCAUUGAAGCGACCGCGCCUGAUGCCACCGACACGAGCGCAGCAUCCGAAGCUGCAGAAACAGCAACCGACGGCGAACACCAGCACAGUGCCCGACUUGAAUCAACUUAAAGUAUACAGCAAUCCGGACAUACUGAUCUGCGGCAACUGCAGGGAGAUGUUCACGGAACUCGGGGAGCUGUUGGAGCACAAGCGCAACUAUUGCAAGUUGCGGUUCACAUGUAAAUGUCACACCUUCAACGGAGCCGCCCCAAGAGACUCGACGACGUCGCUGCUCUGCGUCCUCUGCAAGCUUUCCUUCCUGAGCGCUUGGGAGCUGAUGGUCCACGCACAGGCGGCCCACAUGAUCAACAUCUACGAGCUGGGCACAAGAACGGCGAGCCCGGCGCGAAGUCCUAGCCUCGACCAGCCGAAGGAGUCGUCGCCUUCCCCGCAAGAUUUCCAGGAAAUCAAGGCUACGGACUGCGAGGAGCGCGCGGAGGAAGAGGAGCUUGAUGGACACGAGUUAAUACCGUCCCCUGACAGUGGCAAGUCAACGGACAACGAAGCGGCUCUGUCGCCGAUCAAGAUUCGAUCCGACGUCAACGGCUUGGAUCACGAGGACUGCGACGAAUUGAUCCACGUAGAGAACACCACGCAGGCGUGCAUCAUGCAUGCUCUCAGUAUUGAUUCGUCCUUAGAACUGAAUUCUGACACGAGCUCGAGAGUAACUUCCGGAACAGUAAUGGCCUUGACCAAUGGAUCAUUAUCAGCGAAGGAAUAAACGAGAGAGGAAGAGAAAAGGAGUGAAAGAAGAGAGGAAAGAAAUAAUUAAAAGAGAAGAAAAAUAGAAUAUUCAUCGGAACGGUCUUCCCCGGCCAACCAACGAGACAUAUCGAUCUCCUUUAAGGAUAACGCACCCGUUUGUAUAUAGCUUAAUUGCCUAACAAAUUAUUCAGGAUCGCUAGAUCCAGUGAUCUAUGCCGGCUAGUCGAGUAUCGAUCAUCUUCCCGAAACAAAAAAGAUAUCGAUUCCGUUGUGGACUUUUUACACGCUCUUGCAGAAUUUUAUUAAGAGAAUAAGUCAAUUUAAUUAAAAUGAAACCAGAAUAAUCUCAAAAGUCGUGUUGGAUUUGGCCCAUUUAAUUAUUUCAAUUUCAUUCUAAACGUUCGUUCUACUAAAAAGAUACUUUUGAUUUCACUCUUAUGUCGAUUGAAAUUGCUGAUAAAUAAUAAUCGAAUAGUAAUAAAUAAAAAGAUUUUAAAAAUGUAAGAAUUUUUUGGAGCUCUUUGGUAUUUAAGCGAGCUUGAUUUCGAGAAAAUUCACACGUACUAUCUUCAACACACAUCCGCAGAUUUAUAAAGCUUUACAAUGUCGCCCAGUAAUUUCCAUUUGUUCCUCUUGAAAUACACCGUUAAUACGUAAGAGCUUUAAAUUUUGUAACUCUUGAAUUUCUAGAUUUUAAAAUACCGUUUGUCUAGUUCCUAGGUACUUUCCGAUAUUUCCGAUAUCGCGAGAUUCUCAAUUCUUGGAAUUGUAUAUUUAUAUGAAUUCGCAUAUCUUCGAUUUUGAGCAUAUUAAAAUUACAAACGCUUAUUUUGUCGUCUCGAUCGCGAAGUGUCGAAGAUGAGGGUAUUCGAGGACAUAAUAUUAGCCAAAUGGAAUCAUCGAUGGGUAUAAUGCUUCGAAGUGUCAGGAAUUAUUUAUUUACCAGUCAUUACCUUAAGUGGCCACCGAUUGAUUUCCUUCGACGAUCAUUUUUUAUAACAUCGAUAAUACCGGUAAAUAAAUAAUCCUUGAAUGUUGGCGAAAUCGUUUGUUAUAAGAAAAAGGAAAAGAUACGUCUUAUACAACUUCCUUUCGUAGCAGUCGCACAUGCGUGUGUGUAGAUUAAGUAUAGAGAUUAAGUCACUUUAAUUAUUUAUAAAUGAACAUAUCUCCCGAUACCAAACAAUGCUGUCGGUGGCGGUCCAGCAAGUAAUCUCUCUAACGCGGAUUUGAACAACGAGAAAUCCCAAGCUUGCCGCUAUCGUCGUGCUGUGCAGAUUUCUUUCGUCACUUCUCCCGAUACCUCACCAUUCGCGCAACGUCGUGUAGGCGACGCGCGUGUAUCUAUCAAAAAUCAAAGUCGAUCAUAUGCGUAUGAGCGCGUCGAAUAAAUUAUCAAACGGCCGACCCGCGCUUUAUCCUCGGUUAGUUCACUCUUGCGCUCGAUGUCUCGCUGGUGGUUCGCCAUCGACAGCGCCUGUAGCAUAUGCAUAUCAAAGAUCUAGACGUCUCAUUUCUUGAUACAGCCCGUACCAUUCGUAAAUGCAUCACGAUUGCGAGGAAAAGAUAAAGAAUGAAAGAAAGAAAGAUAGAGGACGCCAUCUUUACGACAGCCGGAAAGAAAUGGAAAUAUCAGUCGAGCUUUCACUCGAGGCCUGACGCGCUUCUCUUCCUGCGUUUUUCUCUCUGUAAAACGAACAGAACGAUAUUUAUUAUGUCACGACUAGAUGAUAGCGACGAGAGUUAUUUGUUUAUAGCCCCAUAUAUAAACAAUGUUUUAUGGAUCAUUAAUAUCUGAAUAAAAUAUAUUACGUCUUUUAAAAAAGAA